Blepharisma stoltei is the source of this 1809-nucleotide messenger RNA. NCBI's taxonomy places the organism in Eukaryota, Ciliophora, Heterotrichea, Heterotrichida, Blepharismidae. The record is from the annotation of a GenBank genome assembly.
AUGGCCUUUCCAAUUGAAGGUGAUGGGUUACUAGACAAUUUAUUUUAUUAUGUAUGAUUGAAAGCUGCAAGAGAUGAAGGCUUAAGAGGAUUCUUCCUUCCAGAUACUGUAGUUUACAAGUACCAACAGCCAAGAAGUUGGUAUUUUACGUCAAUUGAUGGAACAAUUAAAAAGAAAUGCAAAGAUAAACUGACAACACAAUGCAUAGAGGACGCUUUCCUCAGGAAAAAAUCAGAGUCUGGAAUUGUGGCUUGCUAUAUAUUCAUGUCAGCUUCAAAUAAUAGAGUUAUUGAGUUUUUCGGGCCUGAAGAACUUAAACAUUUUCUGAAUUAUAGGAAGAAGGCACAAGAAGGAAUUCUACAGAAGUGGAUUGAUCCUAAAGGAGAAAAAAAUUCUAUAAUUCAAAUGGUUUGAAGCCCAAAGAUCUGCUUAUUUGAAUAUAGAGAAAAUUUAAAAGAUUUAUAUGAUCAAAGGUAUGACAUGUAUGAGAGAGCAGUUAUCCUAUUUUAAAUUAAAUUUCAUUGCAGGGACUAAAAAACAGAAUUUUCUUCAAGAGUUAAUUUUUGAAAAUAAUAAUUAAUUUAAUGUCUAAUACAUUUGAAGGAGAAGAAUUUCAUAGUUCAAGCAUAGCAUUACGCGGUAACGAAUUAAAAAAGCAUUUAAAAAACAUUGUUGAGCUACUAGUUAUGCAUAUCAGUGAAGUCACUUCAAACAAGUUAUCCAUAAACAGAAUGGUCCUUCAUUUCAAACAAGAUAAGUAUGAUAAUUUAUGGCUGCUCCGGGCCACAUCAAUACGCUGCUCACUCCACCACUCAGUGGGAAAAAAUUUUGUUCGCUCAUGGAAGAGGGUUAAAUUUUUUUAAAAAUUUUAUUGCAAACUUUUUAAUACAUUUUCAUAAAAAUUGAGAAGCAAAAAUUAAUUUAGUUUGCAAAAAUUUAUAUUUAAAGUGCAAGCUGCUUAAAAUUCAACAGAAUUAGCAAGAGGUUUCAUUAUAAUAACUAUCACUUAUAUAUCCAAAUAUUUUUUAUAAAAAUUUCAAGUUUGCUCACAAUGGCAAAAAAUAGGGAUGCUUCAAAUUUUUUUUCUCUCACGCAGGGGAGUCAGAGCACCAAAAUAGUCCACUUGACUUAAACUCUGUAAUAAAACUGCCAGAAACUGUUAACGGUCACAAGUUUUCCACAAAUCCUCAAUGCCCUAUGGCUUUACAAAAAACUGUGUUAUGCCGAAACUGUGAGGAAGCUAUGGAAGCUGACCGAAUGUGCGAAAUUUCUUAUAGGAUGAUUAUUACAGCCCAAGACGGUAUUCCGCCUCUGCUUAAAAAGAUCCAUUCUCACAUGACAGUAGACGAAUUUGAAAAAUUCAGGCAUAAUCCAUUAUUUCUUAAUAAACAAACACUGGUUUGUGACCAGUGUUUUUUAAUAUUCACAAAUCAGUGGCAAACAAGUGGAGCGUUGCCAAGACCUCAGUCUGUGCCGAUUUUUGGAACACAGCCAUUAGAUCCUAAGAAAACAAAUAGAAGAAGGGAGGUAACUCUCUUGUCAAGACCUGAAAACCAGUAUAUGGAAAGGACAGUCAAAAGCAGCAAGUCAACAAGAGCAUUUAGACCGAAUUCUGCAGCAGGAGGAGAAAUUCAACUGGCUUUUACCUCUUUUAGAUCAGAAAUCCCAAGAAUCCCUGCGCUGAAUCUGCCAAGGCCAAGGACUGAGCAGCAGUUGCGAGGACAGGUUUCUCUUGCGAGGAUGCUUGGGACAGUAGACAUUACUUCUUUUCUAGAGGAAAGAUAUUCCAAUAAAAGAAGACAAUUGUAA